CUUCUGAUAGAGCUGCUGUUUUUGAUAGUAAAAUAUUCACAGAACCUGCUAAAAUAAUUGCUAAUGAGGUUGUGAAGAUGUCGGCACUUCUCUUGAGACCAAGUUGUUAUCCACCAUCAAAUCCUUCAUUUCUAAAUCCCAUUGCAUAGAUUCACAACAAGGUUUAGACAUGACAAAGCUGAAGCCUGGUGAUAUUUCUGCUAUAUAUUUUUUGGAACUACCCGAAAUCAUUGGAAAGUUUGACCCAAAGAAAGCUAUGGCGCUUGGACUAAAACCGGGAUUUAAAUUCCGUGAUCUGCAACUUGGAAAAUCAGUCCCUUCAGAUGAUCCAAAAAUAUCACAGUUGGUUCAGGUUCAUCCAAAUGAUGUAAUGGGUCCCUCAGUUGCUGGCCCGAUUGUCCUUCUUGUGGAUUGCCCUACCCUCUCUCAUUCGCAACAAUUGGUAUCCCUACAUUCUCUCGGUAGUUACUACAAUGGUGAGAAGAUUGUGAGUUGUGUUAUUCACUUGAGUCCAUCAUCUGUUACACUGACCGAGGAGUAUCAAACUUGGAUGAGAAGAUUCGGCGGAGCCCAACACAUUAUGGCUGGACAUGAAAAAAAAAACAUAGAGAUCCCAAUUCUGAAAUCAACUGCAAAGAUGGCAGCUCGACUUAACUACCUUUGUCCCAACUUCUUUCCAUCAUGUGGAUUUUUGGCUCGUCCGAAUUUUCACGAUGCUGAACAAGAUAUCAUCGCGUCAAAUUUGGUUGCUGUCCCAAAUCCAUCUAAAAUUGUUGCUGCUGAAAAUCUUCUCAAGUUCCAUUUGCGUCCAUCUUCACAUUAUGGGUUGAAUAAAUCCGCCAUACCGAAGUUGGGGAGCCAUGCAGAGGUCAUUGAUGAUCUUCUCUUAGAAAUUCCUGAGAUAGCAGAUGCUGCCAUUGAAGUUAGCAAUUUUUGGAAUAAGUCUGGAUCUAAUAUCCCUAGUUGUUUGGAGAACAUCACCAGAGAAGAAAUGGAGAUUGUUUUUCUAGGAACAGGAUCAUCCCAGCCUUCAAGUUAUCGGAAUGUUAGUUCAUUCUUCAUUAAUCUUUUCUCCAAAGGAAGUCUGCUCUUAGAUUGUGGUGAGGGAACUCUAGGACAAUUGAGAAGAAGAUCAUCACACUGGUCUGGCAAGUAUUCUUGCCCAUCGAUGCCGAUUGUUAAAAGGUACAAGUCAAGAAAAGAUACUUGUUAUUGCACCAAUACAACUGAAGGGUUUCUUAGAUGCACACCAAUCUGCCGAGGAUCUAGAUAUGCAGUUCAUUUAUUGUGGGCAAACAAUGGAUGCUCAGUGGGAGGGCUUUGAAAGUUACCGUCAGAGACCAAGAAAUCUUGGCGAAUUAACUAAGGAUUUUGAAACUCAACAAAAGUUGAAAAAGAUGUUAGGUGAAGUAGGUUUGGAAGCUCUUAUUAGUGUUACUGUU
Molecule: messenger RNA, 1442 nt
Organism: Papaver somniferum (opium poppy)
Lineage: Eukaryota; Viridiplantae; Streptophyta; Magnoliopsida; Ranunculales; Papaveraceae
Product: tRNase Z TRZ3, mitochondrial-like
Exons: 6
Coding region: 170-1324 (384 amino acids)
Biological process (GO): mitochondrial tRNA 3'-end processing
Cellular component (GO): mitochondrion
Molecular function (GO): 3'-tRNA processing endoribonuclease activity
Source: RefSeq, a predicted model, not a curated record